Molecule: messenger RNA, 1178 nt
Organism: Entrophospora candida
Lineage: Eukaryota; Fungi; Glomeromycota; Glomeromycetes; Entrophosporales; Entrophosporaceae
Source: the annotation of a GenBank genome assembly
AUGGCGGCGUUUGACCGUAAAGCAGAUGAAAAACUAGUUUUUGAAACCAGUGAAGAUGUUAAAGUAGUACCCACUUUUGAUUCCAUUGGUUUAAAGGAAGAUCUUUUAAGAGGCAUCUAUGCAUAUAAUUUUGAGAAACCAUCAGCAAUUCAACAAAGAGCCAUAGUUCCAAUUGUAAAAGGGCGUGAUGUUAUUGCUCAAGCACAAUCUGGUACAGGAAAAACUGCCACAUUUUCAAUAUCGAUUCUACAAUGUAUUGAUACAUUAAUUCGUGAAACCCAAGCAUUAGUUUUGUCACCAACAAGAGAAUUGGCAACUCAGAUUCAAAGUGUAAUUUUAGCACUUGGUGAUUACAUGAAUGUACAAUGCCAUGCUUGUGUGGGUGGGACUAGUGUUGGGGAAGACAUUCGUAAGCUUGAUUAUGGUCAACAUGUUGUAUCGGGUACUCCUGGUCGAGUUUUUGACAUGAUCCGUCGUCGCAAUUUAAGAACUCGUCACAUCAAAAUGCUUGUGUUGGAUGAAGCAGAUGAAUUACUUAAUAAGGGAUUUAAAGAUCAAAUAUAUGAUGUUUAUCGUUACCUUCCACCAGGUACCCAAGUUGUUCUUCUAAGUGCCACAUUACCUUAUGAUGUACUUGAGAUGACCACAAAGUUCAUGUCUGAUCCUAUCCGAAUAUUGGUUAAACGUGAUGAGUUGACAUUAGAAGGAAUUAAACAAUUCUUUGUUGCUGUUGAAAAAGAAGAAUGGAAAUUUGAUACAUUGUGUGACCUAUAUGACACAUUAACAAUCACUCAGGCUGUAAUAUUCUGCAACACUCGUAAAAAAGUUGAUUGGUUAACUGAUAAAAUGCGCGAAGCAAACUUCACUGUCUCUUCAAUGCAUGGAGAGAUGCCACAAAAAGAAAGAGAUCAGAUCAUGCAAGAAUUUCGUCAAGGCACUAGUCGAGUUUUGAUUACCACUGAUAUUUGGGCACGUGGUAUUGAUGUUCAACAAGUAUCCUUGGUAAUAAAUUACGAUUUACCUAUUAACCGUGAACUUUACAUUCAUCGCAUAGGAAGAUCAGGACGUUUUGGUAGAAAAGGUGUUGCAAUUAAUUUUGUCACUUCUGAGGAUGUUCGUAUUUUACGUGAUAUUGAACAAUAUUACAGUACACAAAUAGAUGAGAUGCCAAUGAAUGU